Molecule: messenger RNA, 850 nt
Organism: Spodoptera exigua (beet armyworm)
Lineage: Eukaryota; Metazoa; Arthropoda; Insecta; Lepidoptera; Noctuidae
Source: the annotation of a GenBank genome assembly
UAGUAUCCAAUCUUUUGGUAAACGCUUAAUAAAAUAAAAAUGUCUCAACCUCUCAAAGUGUGGUCCAAAUUCUCAGUCACCAAAAAAGAUGGCAGUGUUUUAAAUUUACGUAUCGUAGACAUACCCAAAGAUCCAAAGUUGUUAGAAAAAGCACUAGACUACUUCUUUAAUUAUUUCAUUAAAGAAGAACGUACAUUCAAGGCAGCGGGAGUUCCAGAUAGUGAAGAAGCUAUGCAAGAGUUAAGAGCGGUCUUUGAUUACUCAAUGAACCCUGCGAACAAGAAAAAAGUUGAGUUUAGCAUUUGUUGCUUAGAUACUGAAGAUGAUCAGAUUAAUGACAUUAUAGGUGCAUCACUACUAGUGCUCCAAACAAAGGCCGAUGAAACAAAAAAGCAUACUUUCAUGGCAAAAGAAUUGAACAAAGUUUCUCAAAUGGCAGAAGAUUUAGCGGAGAUUUAUGACGAUAGAAGGGCAUUCAAUUUAGAUCCUUACCUCCUUUGCAGAGGAGUCUUUGUAUGUCCGGAGUACAGGGGUCUUGGUAUUGCCCAGGAACUUCUUAGAAUCAGACGACUUAUUUCCAAGGAGUAUGGUAUACCUAUCACGGGUGCCUGGAUGACGUCACCUGGCACACAGAAAGCCGCAGAGCGUGAUGGCUGGGAAACCGUCUGCGAAGUCAAGUUCUCAGACUUGUAGAAGAAGUUUAACGUUACCUACGAGAAAUAUCCACCUACCACUAAAUUUAUGAUCGCUAGAAUACAACUUUGCAUAUUACAAUUUAAUACAUAUUUUUAUAUAAAAUUAUUAAUAAUUUUAAUGAUUUCGUCCGAAAAAAAGAUUCAUGAAAAUGUUA